ACAAAUUUAUUUUUCGUUUACUUUUGAAAAGGGUGGGGUGUAAACCUGAGCCUUUAAGAAAGCUCUGAAAAUUACAUUUAAGAACUGUCCAGGCAAGUGUGAACCUCAUAAUUAAAACAGCUCCUGCCAGAGAGUCUGCAGACAGUUCAGCAAUGUAUGCCUGGAUCUAUAAAAAGCGCAGUGUGCCACUCUUUUUCUUCAUUAUUUCUGGAAUUUUUGCCAUCUUUUUCUUCUUCAGCAUUUACAGCAGCUUGCAAAACAUUACCAAGAAACAGGUAUCAGUAACCAAAACUGAGAUUGAGACUACAACUCCUCACCACUUACAUCCAAAAGUCAUACCUGAGUGCAAAGAAAACACAUCCGUGGCCACCAUCAGUGGCUUCUCAGAACUAGCAACCCACAUAAAGGAUUUCCUGAAGUACAAGCACUGCAGGAACUUUGAGAUGAUCCAUGAUAUUCCAAAUAAAUGUGAUGGACCUCAGCAGACAGACAAGGUCUUUCUCUUCCUUGCGAUCAAGUCAUCACCAAAUAACUACGAGCGCCGAGAAGUUAUCCGGAAAACAUGGGGGCAGGAAAGAAUAUACAGAGGAAUGCAAAUAAGAAGGAUUUUCAUAUUAGGAGUAACUUCAGAAGAGAAGGAAAAAAAGAAGUUCCAACAACUGAUCCAUAUUGAAAACCAACAGUAUGGAGACAUUCUUCAGUGGGACUUUUAUGACACGUUUUUCAACCUCACCUUAAAACAAGUCCUUUUCUAUGAAUGGUUUAUCAAGCACUGCCCCUAUGUGAAUUUUCUUUUCAAUGGUGAUGAUGACAUCUUUGUCAAUUCAGGUGACAUGGUGCAGUACUUAGUAGGUCUAAAAGGGAAUAAUGGUGAUAAACAUUUGUAUACUGGACAGCUUAUUGCUAAUGUGGGUCCAGUUCGUCACAAAUCAAGCAAAUAUUAUGUACCUGAACAAGUGUACCCAUCAGAUUCUUACCCACCAUACUGUACAGGUGGUGGGAUUAUGAUGUCAAGAUUUACAGCCAGAGAAAUCUAUCACGCAUCUCUAAGUAUUCCAAUUAUGCCAAUUGAUGAUGUAUACCUUGGUAUUUGCCUAGAAAAGGUGGGCUUAUCACCUGCAUCUCACAUGGCAGUAGCUGUUUUUGGUAUACAAGUCACUUCUGUAUCUAUAGAUUCUUUUGAUCCUUGUUUUUACAAGGAGUACCUGGUCGUUCAUCGUUUACUGCCGUAUGAGACAAUAGUGAUGUGGGAAGCUGUACAUGACUCAAACCUAAAAUGUGUGGUUUCAAAAUUAUAAAUGAGCCUGCUGGUAACCACAGUGGUCCAUUAAAUGCAUAUAUUUAUAGUGUCAUGUUAAUCCUGUAUUACAUUUACAGUGAGGGACAUAUGAUGGUGAAAUAAAUUCAAUUUACAGUAUUCUGACUAUAAUGCUCUGAGCCACUGUAUUUCUAAAAGACAGCUGGUGAAUACUUUUUAGGCUAACAAUGUAAAUUUGUUUCUGGUGCUGGAGAGAGUGACGUCAUUGUAGAAAUUAUACUUUGCAUUACAAAUGGUACUAAGGUAAUUGGUUGAAGCAAUUACUGAUGCAUGAUGGGAACCAAUUACAUUAUCAUACUUCAGAACUGAUUAGUAACAAGAUCUGAGAUGCCCUGACAUUGGUGCCUUUAAUUAUAUAAUUACUUGUAAUAUUGUACAGACCAGUGGGAAGUCCUUCAAAUGCAAAAUGGUGACAGUGGAAGGAGACUGUGAAACUUAUGUUUGUUGGUUUGUACAGCUAGCCAUUAUAUAGUUACAUUCAUCUUUGGUUUUGCAUAUCUGCUUCUUUCCCUGCCCCACCAACUCUAAAAUGUCUCCCUGGAAUCACACUACACCAUUCACAGAUAGAGAAACGGACAUCGGUCCACUGCCUGCUCAAUGGAUUAACGUCUUCUUGACUUGUGUCUCUUUGGCCCCUUCUCCACCUGGUCCUGUCUUUUUUAUCUAAGGUACCUACCCUGAUGACCCAGAUAACUUAUCUUCUGUCCUUCCUUCAUCCAUGCUAUACAUGCCCAAUGCUGCAAGUCUGUCCAUGUACUGUGGUUCACCUACUGAUAUGAAUUUUGUUACCACUUUGCUGCCUAUCUUCCUCCAGUCACUUAAUGCAUUUCUUUUAGCAAGGCCUUCUACAAGUGCAAGCAAUGCCCUGAAAGUCAUUUUCUUAAUUCUUCAGGGACUGAAAAUACUAAGUAUUAAACUGUUCCUUAAAUCUCUGAUGCAGCAUAUUUGAAUGGUACUAGAAAAUGUUGUGUGUUAUUUUUCUUGAUUUCUGUUGGAUCUUUUUUGCCUUUUUUUAGGUUCCUGACCCAGAGACUCCC
Protopterus annectens (West African lungfish) is the source of this 2355-nucleotide messenger RNA. RefSeq names its product N-acetyllactosaminide beta-1,3-N-acetylglucosaminyltransferase 3-like. The transcript has 2 exons. Gene Ontology annotation, molecular function: hexosyltransferase activity. Gene Ontology annotation, cellular component: membrane. The record is from RefSeq and is a predicted model, not a curated record. The coding region runs from base 153 to 1298 and encodes 381 amino acids. NCBI's taxonomy places the organism in Eukaryota, Metazoa, Chordata, Ceratodontiformes, Protopteridae.